Messenger RNA from Capsella rubella, 1584 nucleotides. RefSeq lists its product as uncharacterized. The record is from RefSeq and is a predicted model, not a curated record. Lineage: Eukaryota; Viridiplantae; Streptophyta; Magnoliopsida; Brassicales; Brassicaceae. Gene Ontology annotation, molecular function: DNA-binding transcription factor activity. Bases 143 to 1411 code for a protein of 422 amino acids. The transcript has 4 exons.
CUUCCCUCACUCUUUGUUCGUCAACUCUCAAGCAUCGCACUGUGCUUGAGAGAGAAUUUCUCCUUCUUUUCUUUUUUGUUUCAUCCUAGAAAGAAAAAAGAGAGAAAACAAUUAGAAGAAGAGUGAAAAAACAAAAACAAAAAUGGCGGGUGAUGAACCAAAAUCAUCCGCUGUUAAAGACGACGCUGAUGAAGAUCCCUACAACCAUCCAUAUGAUGGUUUCGGGUGGUUCCAAAAUGUCAUGGACGACCCGAAUCCAAAUUUGAUGGACAUGGCCUUCACGGAAAAUACGUCUCCUUCUAUGUGUCCUCCAUUAUUACCCUUGGACGUUGACCAAACUCAGUUGUUCCACGAGCUUGAUCUUUCCAUCUCUAAUUACGAUACCAACGACGAUUUUGAUGUACUGUCUUUUUUCGACGACGGAUUUACAACAUCUUUAGAUAUGUUAGAACCAUUAAAUGAUGGUCCUAAUGAAAACGUUAACAAUGAUUCCCAAGCAGAGAUUACUUAUGAUAACAAUAACAAUGUGGGUGAAACUACUAGACUUGAAGUGAGUACUCGUGUUUUCGGUGAUCCUAAUGGUCCAAACUAUGAAAUUGGCGGUACAUCAACAAUACCUGUAGCCUCUGAUAAAGACUUCGCAUGCGACUGUUGCACAAUGCUUCGAGAACUAGUCCAUAUCAAGGAAGGGGAAAUAAUGACUACCCUCGUCAUAUACGGAGGGAUUGGUUUCAUUUGCCAUGCGUUUCUCCACACUCGACUGCUUCCUUCUGAUUCUACGGAACCGCAACCACAGAAUCAACCUGAACCUCAAAAAAUUCAUCUGAUGGAUUUAACUAUGGAGGAGGUAAAGAAGUUUAUAGAAGAUUAUUGCUCCCAGAGAUUAGCAAGCGGGUUAUCACUUGUGCAAGACACUAAUGCGGCAUUCUAUGAAGCCAUGAGUGUCAACUCCAUUUUUAACCAGUCUCCGCCUAUGUUGGCACCAUCAACAUUUACUGAAGCUCUUGAUGUUUCACUUGUUCCGCUAAAUGUUGGACUAGCGACAGAGGAACCCACCGCUGGUAUGCAGAAAAAGAAGAAGAAUCCGAAAACCCCUCUCGCUGCACAGAGAGAAAGGACAAAAAAGAUGAAGGUGCAAGAUUUAAGUAUGCAUUUUCACCUUCCGAUCGAACAAGCGGCGAAAGAAAUGAAGGUGUGUCCGACUGUUAUCAAAAAGAUCUGUCGGGAUGGAGGCUUAAAGAGGUGGCCAUAUCGUAAGCUUAACAGUCGCAUGAAAAAGAUUGAAGCAUUGAAGAGUUUGUUAUGCACGGCUAAGUCCGAGGAGGUGAAGGCUCAUGUUGAAGCUGAGAUUGAGAGGUUGCAACGUGAAAUCGAGACAAUCUGUAGUGACGCACUCAAAUAUGCGAAGUAAUUUGUUUUUUUUUGUUUUUAAAUCUAAAAAUUUGGGAUUUCGUUUCUCUCAAGAUUUUUGUCAUUUGAGAAAGAAAAAAAACGUGUUGGUAAACUUAAGUUGCCUUUGUAAUGGUAGCCAGUUGGUUGUAUAGUGACGAAUGUCACAAAUAUUUUUGAAUUAAUAUAUAAUUA